This is a messenger RNA of Durusdinium trenchii, 3429 nucleotides long. The record is from the annotation of a GenBank genome assembly. Lineage: Eukaryota; Dinophyceae; Suessiales; Symbiodiniaceae.
AUGCUUCGGUUUGUUCGAAUCGCGUUACGCGCGCUGCAACGCCGUUAUGUGGGUGAAGGGAGCAGAAGUGAAGCUCGAUUGGUGGGCAAAGUUUCCGUCAAACACGGCAAGGAGCCAAGUGAGAUAGCCAUCGAUGACGAUGAACCUGCAGGUGGGUUGCGAAUAUGGGUGCUGGCGACCAAGUUUCUACUCAGAGAGACUGAGUUGGCCAGUCUCACCAUCGACGAAGAAGGUGUGAAGAUUGACACGAUGCAAAUGACUAUAGGAUUGCAUUUGUCAGUGCAAAAGAAUGAUCCGUCGGCAAAGGGCACUUGGCGGGCAUUAGCCUGCUCUUGUGGAAAAACCCAUCCUUCGAUCUGCCCUUAUCACACGGGCCUGGACCUUCUUAACCUACAACUGAAAAGAGUUGGCAUGAGAAGGCAAAGCGAGGCUCAGGGUUUGGGCAUACCGCUGGUGGGACAAGUCAAAACUCCGAAAGCAACAGUCGCGAAAGACAAGAUGAUCUCGCAGGUGAAGAAACUAUGCACCCUGAUGCAGUCUUCCGUGAAGGAAGCAAAGGAGAUUGAGAUCGAUCGGGUGACGGGGCACUUUGCCAGAAGGUCAGGAGCUAAGGAUUUAGCUCGGCAGGGCAUGCCUUUAACGGCAAUACAGUGGAUGGCAAGGCAUUCGUCGAAUGUCACUCUGCAAUAUGUGGAAGACGCUUGGGCGGAAGCACCACGUGCUGACCUCAGACUGCAGGAUAUCUCAAACUUGUGUGAAAUGGCAAAUGCCACCUUGGCAAGAGUUGAAGAAGUCGAAACUGCAGUGCAAGAUACGGAAGAAUGGCUGAAGAGUCAGCUUGAGAAGAUCAGCCCAACCGAAUGGGUCACCCAGGCCUCAGGUGUGGGGGAGUUCCGCAUUGCGGUGGACGGCCCCGUGAGCGCGGACAUCAGCCAGAGCUUUUUGCUUCCCAAAGGCCUUGACUUGGGUCGGCAGCAGCUGGGUGUUCAGCUGAAGGAGUAUAUAGAUUUGACUUUGAAGUUUGCCAAGGUGAGUGUGGCACGGGGCUUAGAGCUGAGCAAAGAAGAAAUCCAUGGCUUUCCAGCUACGAUGCCACCACAACCUCCUCAGUCUGCAGCUGUUGGUGGGUUGUCGUCUGAUGAUGACACAAGCUCCUCUAGUGAUAGCGCACCUGAAGACUUGCGGAUACACAUAACUCCACAAAGACCUGUGGCACGUGCCCGCAAAGGGGCCUUGGCAGAGGAGCUGGAGGAGGAGGACUCACCAGAGUCAGAGGAUGAAAAGAAAGCGCCAGCGCUCAUCACAGCGACCCGUUUGUGCAACCGACGUGAACUUGCAAGGUGUGUGCGCCAUCAACGGCGGAAGCUUCAAAUCGCAUUGGCGGCCUUGAUCCUAUCAGUGUUGCUGUUCCUCUUGAGCACCUUGAUUUUUCUGGAGGCUCCACAGGUGCAAAUGCGGCCAGAGGCUCGUUACAGAACAGAAGACAUACCACAAGAGGCAUGGUUGGCUGCCGGCUGGGGACUGCCACCAGUGAUACGGGAGGAGCGACAGCCAAAGGAUUUUGGCAAGAUCACCGGGAAGUUCACUUUGAAAGAGGCCUGGAAAGAAAGGAAGGCCAAAGAUAUGAGAUUUGACCGUUGCGGUUUGACUGCUGUAGCACUUCUUCGACAUCCAGAGCCACAAGAGCGCAUGGAAAAGGGGUGUGAGCAAGCAGGCAACCAUGGCCUGUUGCACGGGAGCUUCAAAGCGUGGCACAGCGAGGUGCUGGCUGAGAAAGAGGAACGAAAACGCCAGCAGACUGAGCAGCGCUUGAGCUACCUUCAAGGAGUUUUCCGUUCAUGGUCCACUUUGACUAGCGUGGGUAAGCGGGCUAAAGAAUUGGAGAACGAGAAGGAAAGACUCCAGAAAGAGCAGGAUGAUUUGUUGAGAGAGGUGGAGGAACACCGGAGGCAGAACUCGAAGAUGCGUGGAAGCCUAUUGGGAUUGGCCUCAGAGGCCGAUCCGCACCAGUACGUGCUGCUUGGCAUGAUAAUGGCUUCAUGGAAGGAGUUGCUGAUUGAACGGAGGCUCCUGCAGAGUCGCGAGGAAGAGCGGAAGAAGGUGGAGCAAGAGUUCCAGGAGCGGCAGGAAGAGCAACGCAUAAGUCUCAGGAUGAAUCUGCUGGCGUUGCCUCUUGAGCGUGAUCAGAUUUAUUCCAUCAAGCGACGAUUCCCGGCCUUUUCGGGCAAGGUUCCUGAGGAAGCACGUUUUUGGUCGGAAGAAGACCUUGAGGCUUUCUUUGGAAGCAAUGGCCAGAAGCAACCGCGAGAGAGUGCUCGACCAGGUGCUGAAACUUGUCCAUUGCUUUCACGCUUAAGGCUCGAGCUUGCCAAGAGAAAGAUCGAUGAGCCAACCAUCGAAUAUGCAGCGUUCAGCCGAUAUUUGCAGAGCGUGCGAGAGGACUGGUACAGGAAUCCUCGCCUUACCAGCGUAGCUGAGUGUACAGAGGUGUCACGCCUCCGCUCAUUGCAAGGGAUGCCAAGCGAGCCAGUCCUUUUAGAGAAGCCACGUGAUUGGUAUGCUCGAUUUUGGAAUUUGGACUAUUUCAAGCGGGACUGUGGUCACGACUAUUGGUUUUGCCGGCCACAGUUCCCGGCCUUUGAUGGCGAUGAAGCGGCCAUCGACCAAGUGGCACUUCAUGUCAGUAUAGCUGAGUAUGUUGAGUUCGCCCGAACUCUACAGCGAAUGGACCGCAAAUGUGACCAGGAGAAGAGUAUCGCCUUUCCACGGCUCACCAUGGAUGGCUAUGCCCCAUUCUUCGGUGUCAUGCGGAAAUUCUUUGAUGAGUGCUGGACCAAGUUGGGCCCCGAAGGGUUGCCUGACAUGACGCCCAGGUUCGCUCAAGUUUUUGCGCACGCAUUUUCUUUGCAAGAUCCUGUGGAGACGCUCUCGCGCUUUUACAAGGUGACUCUUGCAGCAACAGGCUCCAUUACAAGACUCCAUGUAGAGGUGGCUGGAGCCCAUAGCUGGUUCAAUCAGAUCGAGGGCAGGAGAGUGUUCUUCCUUUUCCCGCCAUCCGAGUCGCGGAAACUCUACGAAGAAACCGGCGGUCCCAUGCAGGAGACCAGCGGCUUUGCUACGAGCAUCAGCGGGGUGGAUCUCCUGGCGCCGAGCGCCAAGCGACACCCGCUCUUCGCUGAAGCCAAGUGCCAGGUAGCAGUCCUCUACUUGGGCCAGACUUUAGUGAUCCCUUCUGGCUGGUGGUGGUACUCGGUGUCGCUAGACCCCUCGGUGACGCUUUGGCAUCAGUUCUGGACAGAGGAGAACAAGCUACGUUUUCCCGAAAUCGCUUGGGAAUACUUCAACUAUCAGAAGAUGACACCAGAGUUUUGGACUGCUUUGCCUCAGAAGAUCGAGACCUUGAAAGAGACCAUGGGUGAAGCUGAGUGA